This is a messenger RNA of Phalacrocorax carbo (great cormorant), 839 nucleotides long. Lineage: Eukaryota; Metazoa; Chordata; Aves; Suliformes; Phalacrocoracidae. The record is from RefSeq and is a predicted model, not a curated record.
GCCCCGCCGCCGGCCAGCCUUCAGCACCGCCCGCCCCGGACGCGGCUGCCGCCGGCGGGACGAGGAGCCUGGCCGGACCUGGCACCAUGAGCAGCCUCCCCGCCGACCGGGAGGGCGGCCCCGCCGACACCGGCCUGCCCGAGGAGGAGGUGAGGACGCUCUUCGUCAGCGGGUUGCCUCUGGACAUCAAGCCCAGGGAACUUUACCUGCUCUUCAGGCCCUUUAAGGGGUACGAAGGGUCUCUCAUCAAACUCACCUCCAAGCAGCCCGUGGGCUUCGUCAGCUUCGACAGCCGCUCCGAGGCAGAGGCAGCGAAGAACGCGCUGAACGGCAUCCGCUUCGACCCCGAGAUACCCCAGACGCUGCGGCUGGAGUUCGCCAAGGCGAACACCAAGAUGGCCAAGAGCAAGCUGGUGGGCACCCCCAACCCCAGCACGCCUCUCCCCACCGCCGUACCUCAGUUCAUUGCCCGGGAGCCCUAUGAGCUCACAGUGCCUGCACUUUACCCCAGUAGCCCUGAAGUGUGGGGGCCGUACCCUCUGUACCCAGCGGAGUUAGCACCUGCUCUACCUCCUCCUGCUUUCACCUAUCCCGCUUCGCUGCACGCCCAGAUGCGCUGGCUCCCUCCCUCCGAGGCUGGUUCUCAGGGCUGGAAGUCCCGUCAGUUCUGCUGAAUGCCAGGUCUCAGGUGUGUGAUGGUGGCCUACAGUCAGUCUUGUGGGUAUUAGUGGAGUCUUCCAAGGCGGCUACUGGGUUGGCGUGCUCUCCGCAAAACCACAGUGUGCUGGCUUGAAAAAAAUUAAAAAAAAAAACCUUCACACAAGUUUGGAUUCCUCCAA